This is a messenger RNA of Coregonus clupeaformis (lake whitefish), 1092 nucleotides long. Its product is annotated as death-associated protein 1. The record is from RefSeq and is a predicted model, not a curated record. The coding region runs from base 123 to 443 and encodes 106 amino acids. Gene Ontology annotation, molecular function: death domain binding. Lineage: Eukaryota; Metazoa; Chordata; Actinopteri; Salmoniformes; Salmonidae. The transcript is spliced from 4 exons. Gene Ontology annotation, biological process: negative regulation of autophagy; cellular response to amino acid starvation; apoptotic signaling pathway.
CCGUUGCCAAACAAGAAGCCACGUUGACGAACUGGACUGACUGCUGUUUACCGUAGAAAAGAAGAGGAAUAUCUAUCUAUCUAAACGAGUGUUUUCACGCCUCCGAUAGACAUUGGUUAGAUAUGUCUUCGCCGCCGAAGGAAAAAAUCGAGACCAAAGGAGGACACCUCCCGGCUGUGAAGGCAGGGGGGAUGAGGAUAGUGCAGAAGCACCAGGGAGCGGCUCCACCUGAGACCCCUCCAAUCAAAGACGAGGACGAGGACUUUGUGGAGGAGCCCAGCCCACCAAAGCCCACCGUGGUCGUUUCGGGAGUGGUUACAAAGGGUGAUAAGGACUUCACCCCGGCUGCAGCCCAGGUAGCUCACCAGAAGCCCCAGCCGUCUAUCACCAAGAUGCCACAGAACCAGCACCUCACUCAGCACAUCCAUCAGCCCCGCAAGUGAGGCUACCGCCAAGCUUACCCUCCCUCCACUAACUCUGCUACCACUGGCCCUGCAAGUAAUCACCCCAAACACAGAUCUACGAUCAGUUUUGUGUUUAGUCCCGCCAACGCUUAAGUAAAGAUUUGAGGAAGGGAAGUUGAUCCUAGAUCUGUGCCUAAGGGAAAGCCAACGCAAUGUCCUCAAUGGACCACAGCAGCCUACCGACCAACCAAUCACAAGCCAGAGAUGAGCUCAAGCUCCCGCCUUCCCGCCACAAUUGUCCUCACAGACCAAAGUAGCCAGAAAGCAGCUUCUUAAGCCUGCAACCCACCAAUUAUGUGCCAGAAAGCAAACUGAAGGAAACCGUGUGGAACCAUAGAAACAGAAAUCAACUAAUCAAAGAACUACAUAACCCAAUCAAUCAAGCAUGCACCCAAUCACCAUAAGUGCUCAGGUUACCAGGGCAACCCCUGUUAAGCAUUCCAUAUGAUUUCAUCUCUUCCUCGUUCUGAGGUUCUUAGUUCAUAGAAGGUUGUCAUCAUAGAGAAUGACAGAGGCCUCUAGGGGCCAAAAGGCUGUAUUAACAUGGGCAGAGCCAUUGAGGGCUUCCACCAUUUUAAUGUAGUCAACUGGGUGGGACUUCCAACUUCAUUGGUUGAUCCCUCCUGGU